AGAAAACAGAAACAGAGUCACCUAUUCAAACGUUAGAAAAGGAUGGAAAGACGAUUGGAAAUUUACGCUUCAAGCACUUUAUCUCCUGCACAACUUGAAGUUUAUGCUCUUUAUGAACAUCUUGGCAUUCAUAUGGACAACAAAUCAUUCCAGGCUAUUUGGAAGCUGGUUCAGAUGAAUGUUCCAACGUCUGUCAUCAUGGAUAUCUUGCAAGACAUCUCUAGACACUAAACAGAUCAACCAGAUACAACCAUUAGUAGCCAGUCCAACCUUCUUUAUUAUUAAAAGGUUAUAAGUAUUGGCUUCUCAAUAUGGCUGAAUGUUGUGUGGUUCUGUUCGGUGACUUCUACUGUAAAACUACUUUUCUGGACGCUGAUCUUAUUUUCACCAUUUUGUCUGGAAAUCGUGGAUUUAGCGGUAUUUUGGACCAAACCAAGAUGGCCGCCAUUAAGGAAAAAAUGGGAGGAAAGUUUGAGAAUAUUGCUGAAAUGGCAAAACAAGCUUUUACUGAAAUUAGUGAACAUUACGAUAUAAGGGUUGAGGACGAGGAAUUGAUCUGGAGAAAAGUAGGAGGAAAGAUACAGCUGCGUCUUGCCUCCAUCAAACUCACUCCGAUCAACUUCAAUGACGCUCAGGCGGAAAUUAUUAAUUUUCUUCUUGGAUCCGGCGCGAAAAACAAAUCCAAGAUGGCGGAGAUAAAACAUGAUCUGGAGAAGAAAACAGCUGAUUUGGAUAAAUCUGUGAAAAUUAACAAGGAGCUUGCCGUAGCCCAAGAGGAAUCACGUGAGAGUUUGCUCAAACAGUUUGUGCAGAUUUUGAACACCAAAAAACUAAGAAUUCGAGAACUUGAAUCUGAACUUAACCAGAUUCACAAAAGGGUUGGCCCUGAAGCUUUCGAGGGGAGUGAUAAAGAAAGUGAUUAUGAUGCUGCAACCGACGACGAAGAAGAAAAUGACGAUUUUAAAGAUGAAUCAAAUGAGAGGAAAAUCGGGGGCGGAUUAAAACGUAAAUUUGAAAAUACUUUUGAUGAUGGAGAAAAGUGUAAAUCUUCAGAAAUGAACAGCAGUCUUGAGGAGGGUUUAUUUGAAGACGUUUAAAUUGAAUAUUUUGAGAAAUUUUAAGUGAAACAGCUGCCCAGCAAUCCCAGGGACCAGGAUCCCUUCUUUAAUAUGAUAUGGAUUUUAAUGGUUAAGUACCAAUUUUUGUAAAUUUGUCGUCUUAUGAAAAUAAAGCACAAAUGAUCUUUUA
Eurytemora carolleeae is the source of this 1248-nucleotide messenger RNA. RefSeq lists its product as uncharacterized. The transcript has 6 exons. The record is from RefSeq and is a predicted model, not a curated record. Gene Ontology annotation, molecular function: DNA binding. Gene Ontology annotation, biological process: double-strand break repair via nonhomologous end joining; positive regulation of ligase activity; response to X-ray. Lineage: Eukaryota; Metazoa; Arthropoda; Copepoda; Calanoida; Temoridae. Bases 312 to 1097 code for a protein of 261 amino acids. Gene Ontology annotation, cellular component: DNA-dependent protein kinase-DNA ligase 4 complex; nucleus; DNA ligase IV complex.